This is a messenger RNA of Heteronotia binoei (common prickly gecko), 2133 nucleotides long. RefSeq names its product vomeronasal type-2 receptor 26-like. Gene Ontology annotation, cellular component: membrane. Gene Ontology annotation, biological process: G protein-coupled receptor signaling pathway. The record is from RefSeq and is a predicted model, not a curated record. Gene Ontology annotation, molecular function: G protein-coupled receptor activity. The transcript has 8 exons. Lineage: Eukaryota; Metazoa; Chordata; Lepidosauria; Squamata; Gekkonidae. Bases 1 to 2133 code for a protein of 710 amino acids.
AUGCUGAAGACCAAGUGCCUCUUGAUUAGACCCUUUGAGCUCCAAGAGGACUAUUACAGGCCAGGAGACCUCCUUAUUGGUGGAUAUUUGCCCCAUCUCAGUACGAUAGCAACAGAAAAGUCCUUUGAAAAACGUCCCCAAAACACCCCUUUAUCACGCCCAGUGCCCAAAAACUAUCAACACAUCCUAGCCCUUGUAUUUGCCAUCAACGAGAUCAACAAGGAUCCGGAAGUCCUUCCCAACAUCACGCUGGGCUUCCGCAUCUAUGAGGACACCUACUUCGCAAGAAUGACCUACCGGACAAGCCUGUCAUUUCUCUCCUCAAGGAGUCAACUGGUCCCUAACUACAGAUGCAGCAGACAGGAGAAGCUGCUCUCUGUCAUUGGAAGUCUCUAUUCCAGAAUCUCAAUGCAGAUGGCCUCUAUCUUGGGCCUCUUCAAGGUCCCACAGGUUCCUGUUGAACCUAACCAGUUCACCGAAGUUCCUUCAAGCUACUGGCAUUGUUCUCCAAACAGUGAGAAGUUCCGGUGGAAACGUUUGCCUGGGCUAAAUUAUUGCAACUUGCUCUGCGUGGGGCUAACCUUGAAGCUGACCCGGAAACUACAGUUUGUCCAAAAUGCAGCCGUGCAGGUGUUUACAGAUACGAUCAGAUUUCCUUCCUUCUACCGGAUUGACCCCAGUGAAGUCCCACAGUACUGGGGGAUCGUCCGCUUACUUCUCCAUUUCCACUGGAACUGGAUUGGGAUUGUUGCUCCAGAUGAUGACAGCGGUGAAAACUUCAUCCAAGCCCUAACACCAAUGCUUGACCAGAACAACAUCUGUGUCGAGUUCAUGAAACGGACUUUGUCAGAAAUCUCAAUGUACCAUACAGCUAUACAUGACUAUAUGAACCUAGCUAUAGCUAUCUUGGAGGGGAAGGAGAAUAUCGAGAACCUGACCCCCUCUGUAUUCGAAAUGAGCAUGACUGGAAACAGCUAUAACAUCUACAAUGCAGUCUACUCCAUGGCACGUGCGCUACAUGCCAUGUACACAUUUGGAUCAAAACCUGCAAUCAUGGGGAAAAGCAAGAGGCUUCUGGAUGUCCAGCCAUGGCAGAAGCUGCCCUCUUCCAGGUGUGUGGAGAGCUGCUUGCCAGGUUCCAGCAGAGCAAUUCAAGAAGGGAAGCCGGUUUGCUGUUACGAGUGCUUCCAUUGUGCAGAAAGGGCGAUUUCUAGCCACACAGAUGCUGAUCACUGCGUCCCAUGCCCAGAAGAUCAAUUCCCAAACAAGAACAAAGACCAGUGUAUCUCCAAGACUAUAAACUUCCUUUCCUAUCAAGAGAUUUGGGGGUUCGUUUUAGCUUCUCUUGCACUUUUGCUGUCUCUGACCACAGCUGUAGUCAUGGCAACCAUCGUUAAACAUCAAGGCACACCAAUUGUCAAAGCCAACAACAGAGACCUCACCUAUGUCCUCCUCAUCUCCCUCCUGCUGUGUUUCCUCUGCUCCUUCCUAUUCAUUGGUCAACCUAGGAAGAUCACCUGUCUUCUCCGACAAACCUCAUUCAGCGUAACGUUCUCUGUUGCCAUUUCAACCAUCUUGGCAAAAACAAUCACAGUGGUUCUGGCCUUCAUGGCUACUAAGCCGGGAAGCAUGGCGAGAGGAUGGUUGAGGGGCAAAUGGGUACAUUCUACUGUUCUAGUCUGUCCCCUUAUCCAAGCUGUCAUCUGUGCUAUAUGGCUGGGAACCUCUCCCCCAUUCCCCAACUUGGACUUCCAUUCCUUGGCCAAGGAGAUCGUAGUGGAAUGUAAUGAAGGGUCGGUCGCCAUGUUCUAUACUGUAUUGGGCUACAUGGGAUUUCUAGCCCUGGUCAGUUUUCUGGUGGCGUUUAUAGCCAGGAAACUGCCAGAUAACUUUAAUGAAGCCAAGUUCAUCACCUUCAGCAUGCUAAUGUUCUGCAGUGUGUGGGUCUCCUUUGUGCCCACCUACUUGAGCACUAAAGGGAAGUUCAUGGUGGCAGUGGAGGUCUUCUCCAUCUUGGUCUCUGGUGCCGGUCUUCUGGGCUGCAUCUUCCUACCCAAAUGCUACAUUAUUGUUUUGAGGCCUGAUCUCAAUAGCAGAGAUCAUCUAAUGAGGAAAAAGGAUAGCAGGACCUGA